AGAAUUAAGUUUGGUUGCUUUUGAUUUUUUAGAUGCUUGCUUGUUAUCCAACAUAUCAUCGUCUUCUCGGGCUUUAAAAGUAGAACAUCAAUGAAGGAGAAGUAACCAAAGCUCCUUUCUCAUGGCUUCUACUUGUGUUACUGAUGCCUGGGUAUGGAUUAGCAACCUCCCACCCUUCCCUCAAUGGAACACAAACACUCUAUCCAUUUGCAUCUGUACUUCAAAAUCAUCACAAUCAUUGUUGAAAGUUUCAGUCACCAAAAACUUCCAAUGUCAUAGUCCUUAUGUCACAUUCUCAAUCUUGGCAGACAUCCAAAUCUCUAUCUCCCUCUGGACAUCCAAUUCACUCAUUCUGAAAGACAAAAAUCAGCAGUCCCUUGAUGAAGAUAUCAUAGUCCAACUCUUCCACAACAUCGUCAAUGGAGUCCUUCACUAUGGUCCCUUAAAGAAAUCAUCUUUCAGAUUUCCUGCAGUCCAAACUGGUGAAAAAUUCAGAGACAUGUUCAAUUUGGCAUUCAAAACUCUGAUUUUCCUUGUGUGCAUAUACGAAGCUCAACGGGACCUCCGUGUAGGAUGUCUUGACACUUUGAAGCAUCAGUUAACAAGUAAGCAGUCAAGAGAGGCAGCAAAGCAGCUUGCACGAGUUCUCGGAUCGAACAUGGAAGAACAAUGGAUGAGAUCAUUCGGCCUCGCAAUGACUAACUGGAUAGUAGAACUCAAGGCUUUAAACAACUCAAUUAGAACACCAUCUCCUUUGUUUUCCUAUGCCUUUUCAGCGACUGGACUGUGGAAAGUGCAGUUAUAUUGCCCAACUAUUGCCAUGAGUGUCGAAGAUCCAAAUAACAUAACUCAAGAUGAACGCUUGCUGUUCUCUCUGCAAUAUCAACAGCUUGAAGGUGUGAUACAACUAGCCUACAAAGUCAUUUUCCGCGAAAGCUGGAUCGAUGUUGUAGUGAAAGUCGAUAACAUAAGAUGCGACGUUGUUCCUCUUGUCUCCGAAACUCUUAUGUUUGAACAGGGGUAUGGCUCUGAGGAGAAACACUUCCCUUCUGGAAUAAGUAUGCAACUCACUCCAACUCUCCAAAGUGAUGUAAUGUCAGUUUCAGUAAGCAAAUCUUCAGAGAAUCCUACACAUGAAGUUGGGCUAGAGAAAGGCAUAGAAGGCUCAUUCGAUCCCCCGGGUUCUUACUUCGGUCUUAAAGUAUCAGCAACCGAAACUAUCACAACGAGCAUGAAGCCAUGGAAAUUCGAACAAUCGGUCAAUGGUAACAGCGCAAGCUUGAACUGGUUUCUCCAUGAUGGAGUGAAUGGAAAAGAGGUUCUCUCUACCAAACCUUCAAAACUUGCAUUGCUUCAUCCAAGAGCAUGGUUCAGAGACAGAUACUCAAGUGCUUACCGGCCGUUCACCAAACAAGGAGGAGUUAUCUUUGCCGGUGAUGAAUAUGGUGAUAGUGUGUGGUGGAAGGUGUGUGGCAGAGCUCUUGGAAAGACAAUGGAAUGGGAAAUCAAAGGCUGGAUUUGGUUAACAUACUGGCCUAAUAAGCAUACAAGUUUCCAUACUGAAACUAGAAAGUUAGAGUUCAAGGAGUCACUCUAUCUCCCCCUUCAAAAGUAGCAGAGACUCAGGACUAGUUUUAAGGGGAAUGCUUUUUUCUAUUAUAAAACAUGCUUAUGAAGUCUAAUUAUAGCUGCAGAACAUACAUGGCAUGAUGUGAAGAACAGCAGCAUGUAAAUAUUAUUAAGUGUUGCUACUAAAUUAACUACAAUGUUUCUUCCUCCCUCCCAAAAAUUUUAAUGCCUACAUUACUGCAUUAGUUGUUGUGAUUAUGCUCUUACAGUAGUUCAUUCUAAUGGAUAUAUUAAGAAAUUUUCUGAUUUC
Molecule: messenger RNA, 1879 nt
Organism: Dioscorea cayenensis subsp. rotundata (Guinea yam)
Lineage: Eukaryota; Viridiplantae; Streptophyta; Magnoliopsida; Dioscoreales; Dioscoreaceae
Exons: 2
Coding region: 122-1615 (497 amino acids)
Source: RefSeq, a predicted model, not a curated record